AUGCCUUCCAAAGAGCAUGGGGCUGCCACAGGGACUCUUGCCAGUGAAGUGUCAAAACAACUGGGACGGAUGGGACCCAACGUGGAGAACGAGAUCGUGGCCUUUUCCGGAUCUGGGAUUCGAGCUGAGGGUAGGGGGAAGGAAGCCGACUUCGCAUGGGGACCUCAAGUCCCCCCAGAUGCUGUCGAUGAUUCAGGAUCGGUGACGGUCGCUGUCGAAGUGGCUGUUUCUCAAAAACCCACCAUGCUCAAACGGGACAUUGACUAUUGGUUGAGUCCCACAGCUGGGAACGCGAAUCUAGUCAUUGCCGUCAAAGUGGGAAGAUCAGACCCUGAAGUCAGCAUUGAAUUAUGGCGACAGGCCGACAGAGGCGCUCACCGCACCCAGCACACCAUCAUCAAAAAAGUGAACAGCAGGGUGAUCAUUUUGGGGGAUGAGGUGACUAUUCCAUUCAAGGAUUUGCUUGGAAGAGAAAGGUCGGCCCCAGGAGAGAUCGAUGUGACAAUCACGAAAGAGCAAUUGGAAAGGGUGGCGAGAGCAAUUUGGAGUCAACAGCGCUUCUAG
Molecule: messenger RNA, 564 nt
Organism: Penicillium griseofulvum
Lineage: Eukaryota; Fungi; Ascomycota; Eurotiomycetes; Eurotiales; Aspergillaceae
Exons: 1
Coding region: 1-564 (187 amino acids)
Source: RefSeq, a predicted model, not a curated record